This is a messenger RNA of Lontra canadensis (Northern American river otter), 816 nucleotides long. It is a transcript of the gene RIPPLY3, whose product is annotated as ripply transcriptional repressor 3. NCBI's taxonomy places the organism in Eukaryota, Metazoa, Chordata, Mammalia, Carnivora, Mustelidae. Gene Ontology annotation, cellular component: nucleus. The record is from RefSeq and is a predicted model, not a curated record. Gene Ontology annotation, biological process: negative regulation of transcription by RNA polymerase II; embryonic pattern specification. Bases 1 to 564 code for a protein of 187 amino acids. The transcript has 4 exons.
AUGAGACCCAAGGCGGCGGCCGGAGCCCGGGAGGCGCGCGGGCGCGUCUGUCAUUGCCCCGCGGAUGGUGCCCGGAGGCCACCACCGCCGCGCGGGCCCGAGAGCCCCACACCGUGGAGACCUUGGAUCCUCACAUCCCAAGAAGCUGAGCUGACCAGAACUGGAAGCCGGCUUGAACCUGGAGGUGACCAACAAACUCCGGGAUCAAAGGGGGCCUUUGGGUUUCAGCAUCCUGUAAGACUUUAUUUACCCAUUUCAAAGCGCCAAGAGUAUCUGCAAAGUUCUGGGGAAAAAGUGCUGGCCAGUUUCCCAGUGCAAGCCACAAUCCACUUCUACAACGACGAGUCCGAUUCCGAUGAUGACGAGCAAGAGGCGGAAAACCAGACUUCCCACCUUCAGCGCCGGGAGAUGCAAGGUCCGGCGGAGAACAGCCCGGGAGGGACGGGCAGAGGUGCGCCGACAAACCCAGGAUGGAGUUCUGUAGGACACAAUGGCCUCGGUGGGAAGGGUCCACUCCCUCAUGGUGACCCUCCGGAGGGCACAGACCCUGCCUCACCCAAAUAAAUGGGGUCUCCCUCCCCCACACCAGACCUGGCUCACAUGCGCUCUGGGGGACAGCUGUGCAUUUCCCCUGGUGUACGGGGGUCGGUGACUGUCUCUGACCAGCACUCCAGUCACAGCAAGAACUUGGCUUGUAACUUUCCUGCUCCUGGUGAUUCUCUUCAGGGCACUCAUGCACACCAUUGGAAAAGGUUUCUAGAACCAGGAGGUUUGUGUUAACAUGGGUUGUCAUCAGAUGGGACCAAAUUUCAAAGC